GAGGCCUUGAGGACUAUAGCGAGCACGUUAAAGAAGACAACUUGGAAUUUUAGCUUGAACCCAUGUGAAGGUGUAGGUGGAUGGAGAAAUCCAAACCCUAUUGAAGGAUCAGAAGACGCUGUCACUUGCGAUUGCUCUUUCCUUAAUGGAACCGUAUGCCAUGUUACAAGCAUACUUUUGAAGACUCAAGAUCUUCAAGGGUCUCUCCCCAAGGAGCUUAUAGAUCUUCCUUACUUGCAAGAGAUUAAUCUCGCCCGGAACUAUCUCAACGGUUCAAUCCCUCCGGAAUGGGGAGCUUUGCCGCUCAUCAACAUAACACUCCUUGGAAACCGGUUAACUGGUCCAAUCCCUAAAGAGUUUGGAAACAUUUCUACUCUUAGAAGCCUUGCCGUGGAUAGCAAUCAGCUAUCUGGCACAUUACCCUCAGAGCUCGGGAGUCUAUCAAACCUUCAGCGAUUGUUUCUUAACUCAAAUAACUUCAGCGGAGAUAUUCCAACUACAUUUGCAAAACUGACCAACUUGACUGACUUACGUAUAAGCGACAAUCGUUUCUAUGGUCUUCAUAUAAACUGUGGUGGAGAGGAUGUGAUAAUCAAUGGUACUAAGUACCAAGCUGAUAUGUAUGAUAGAGCCCCACAUUAUUUCGAAAGCACAAUAAAUGGUUGGGUUUCAAGCAACACGGCCAACUUUAUAGAUGAUCAUCGAGUUCCCGAGGGAGUAACUAUUUGGAAUAAUACAUCGGAGCUCAAGAUGAUAGAUCCUCGACUGUAUGGACAAGCUCGCCUCUCACCCGUCUCAUUCACUUAUUAUGCAAUGUGUAUCGUAAAUGGAAAUUACGAUGUGAAUCUCCAUUUUGCCGAGAUCAUGUUCAGUGGUAACCAAACUUACAAGAGUUUGGGUAGACGCAUCUUCGACAUAUACAUUCAGGGAAAGCUCAUGUUGAAGGAUUUCAACAUCGUAGAGGAGGCAAACGGUGUCGGAAAACUUGUUGUUAAGACAUUUCCGGUAACGAUUACAGAUGGGAAUUUGGAGAUACGGUUGUUCUCGGCGGGGAAAGGAACUGUAACUAUUCCCGACAAAGGUGUUUACGGUCCCCUCAUAUCGGCUAUUUCUGUGGAUCCA
Thlaspi arvense is the source of this 1122-nucleotide messenger RNA. The record is from the annotation of a GenBank genome assembly. NCBI's taxonomy places the organism in Eukaryota, Viridiplantae, Streptophyta, Magnoliopsida, Brassicales, Brassicaceae.